Molecule: messenger RNA, 2265 nt
Organism: Drosophila grimshawi
Lineage: Eukaryota; Metazoa; Arthropoda; Insecta; Diptera; Drosophilidae
Gene: Exo70
Product: exocyst complex component 7
Exons: 7
Coding region: 41-2125 (694 amino acids)
Biological process (GO): exocytosis
Cellular component (GO): exocyst
Molecular function (GO): phosphatidylinositol-4,5-bisphosphate binding
Source: RefSeq, a predicted model, not a curated record
AGUGUGUUUCACUUUGCUGGUGUAGUGCAAAAUCAAAACAAUGAAUAAUUUGGAUAGUUCGGUGCAAGCGCAUAACAAAUUGGAAAAGGAAACAACCAAUUUAGUACUACUAAAAGAUCGUGUAGACAAGUAUCAUGAUCUCUCCACGCAAAUGUCCAGCAUACUUACGAUCUUCGAGAAGCGUUUGGGCAACUUGGAGCAAACCAUUCUGCCAGUCUAUCAGGAAACGGAACAGUUGCAGAAGCGACAGCAGAAUUUGGAGGCCACUCUGAACUGCCUGGAGAGCGUGCUCUCCCACUACGAUGUGUCACAGGAGGUUUGCCAGCUCAUUCAUCAGGGCCCCAUCGAGGGCAACAUUGGAGCAUUUCUGGACGCGUUGGCCAAACUGCGUGCCGCCAUGGAUUACUUUCUGCACAAUAAUUCACAGAGUGUGGAACUGGAGAACGUGACCAGUUUGUUUAACACUGGCUGCGAGGGUCUCAAUCAGCAUUACAGCAUGCUGCUAAAGAAGCACAGUGCACCGCUGAAGCCAGUGGAACUAUUGGAUCUGAUCUACAUCGAGGAUGAUUCAUCCAGCGAUGAGUUUACAUCAUUUCGCCAGCUAUCGCAGAGCACUCGCGAGGAGCUAUUCACCAUAUCGCUGUGGCUGGAGCAGAAUAUGCGUGAAUACACACAAAUUUAUGCAACGGAGCGUGGAGAUGUCGUUUUGCGCUCUCUGCAACUGCUAAAGGAUCAUCAAAAGAGCAGCAGCUGGGGCAACGAAGCAUUGAGAUCACGUCACAGCGGUCGUCAAAAUGAGCCUAAGAAGAACACCUCGGCGCGACUGCAGCAAAUCUUUGAGAAGAAGGCCAACAAGUUGUAUUUGCGGGCCACACAAACGUUUGAGCAGUCCACCGGGUUCUCCAUUAAAAAGGCCUCCUCACACUCGGAUCAUCUGACAUCCGAGGAUAUGCUCGAUGGCGAUCAGGAGUUGGACAAGUAUUUGGUCAUGUUGCUCGGCCUGCAGCGUUUACUCAACUGGGAACGCGCCAUUAUGCGCGACAUUAUACCGCAAUCCAAGCACAAUGAGGUCUUUGCACGUCUCGCCUACAAUGCCAUCGAGCUGGUGGUGAAGGAUGCGGAGGUCAUCACACAGCGCAUCCUACGCUGCAUUUCACGCAAGGAGUGGACCUCAGCGUUGGGUAUUUUCUCGGCACUGAAACGUGUCAUCCUCCUGCAGCCGGACAUUGAGCGCACCUACGAUGCCGCCCAGCGACAACAGUUGACCAAAGUGCUGAACAAACUGCAGCAGACUGGCGCCAAGGCAUUGGAACACUUCCUGGACGUUGUCAAGGGCGAGUCGAGCACCAACAUUGUCGGCCAGAGCAAUGUGCCCAAGGAUGCCACCGUGCACGAACUGACCUCAAAUACGAUUUGGUUCAUCGAGCAUUUGUAUGAGCACUUUGAUGUAAUUGGCGCCAUACUUGCCCAGGAUGUAUUGUACUCCACGCAGCUGGAUACCAUACUGAUGAAGAAGGCACUGCCCGGCGAGGAGCGCAACAAGGCACUCUUGGCCAUAUACAUAAAGAAAGCGCUCGCCGAGCUCAAUCUAUCCAUAAUGAACAAGUGCGAACAGUAUAAUGAUCAGGCAACGAAGCAUCUAUUUAGACUUAAUAACAUACAUUAUAUACUCAAAUCACUGCAACGCUCCAAUCUGAUUGAUUUGGUCACGUUGGCAGAGCCGGAGUGUGAGCACAGUUAUCUGGAAAUGAUACGUGAGCUAAAGACGAGCUAUCAGAAGACUUGGUCGAAAAUGUUGGCGGGUAUUUACUCGGUCGAGGAGCUGCCCAAGCCAGUGGCUGGCAAGGUUAAGGACAAGGAUCGCAGUGUGCUCAAGGAGCGCUUCUCGAACUUUAACAAAGACUUUGAGGAGGCUUGCAAAAUACAGCGUGGCAUUUCCAUACCUGAUGUCAUCUUGCGUGAGGGCAUCAAGCGGGACAAUGUGGAGCACAUUCUGCCCAAUUACAAUCGCUUCUUCGAGAUGUAUGCCGCUGUGCAGUUUAGUAAGAAUCCUGAUAAGUAUGUCAGAUAUCGGCCGCACGAGAUAAAUGCAAUGCUUAGCAAGCUAUUCGAUGACUCUGCCUAGGCAGAUAGCAGCAAACCAUUCCCAAAUUUAUACGUUCGUUCGGCUUUUUAAUUCCAACACAAUAAAUAUCGAUUUAAAAAAAAUAUACAAUACAAUACGUAAUAGACUGUAGCCUAAAAAUAUUAAAUGCCAUUGUAAAA